Plasmodium inui San Antonio 1 is the source of this 330-nucleotide messenger RNA. RefSeq lists its product as hypothetical. The record is from RefSeq and is a predicted model, not a curated record. The transcript has a single exon. Bases 1 to 330 code for a protein of 109 amino acids. Lineage: Eukaryota; Apicomplexa; Aconoidasida; Haemosporida; Plasmodiidae.
AUGUGUAUGCGGAAAGUGGGUUUCCAAAAAAGACACAUACACAAGGAACAGUACGCUGAAGAAAAAUGGUCUGACAAACCGAAAGAGCACUACCAAAAGGCGACAACCGACUAUGUAAUAGAGGCAACGACCAAGAAGACGUCAACCUCCGAAGCGCAUAAAACAAAACAAAAGGUGCAUAACCACGAAUCAUGUGUACUUACGAAGAAGGAAUUAAUAACAAAAGUGCGCAUUCUGAUACUCAUGACGGUUCCGGUUGAAUGCAAAGGGCAAGAGGAUUUACAAAACAUGGAAUUGUACUUAUGGAAUGAUUCACCUUGCUCUUUCUGA